GCACUGACUUUUCCUCCCCCCCACACACACACAAGUUUCACCAUUUGUUUUUGUGAUGGCAUUACAUCUGAUUUAAAUAAACCAUGAAAGUAAAUCUGAUCGGAAUCAUGAGCUGGUUAGAACAUCAGAGAUCAAAAAUAAGAUGACAGCAGCUCGCAAUCAAAAAGCAGCCAGGUUGGCAGGAAACGUGAGCCCUGACAGAACCCACGGGUCAGAUUCCCUGCUCUUUAGCCGGCAACGCUCUAAAUAAUUCGAGAAAGUACUCCCCCUUCACUUUCACUCCUCCCAUCAGGUAGCAGGAAACACAGAAACCUUCUCUUGUUAAGGAGCCCCGCUCGUGAGAAUCAGCGUGUUGGAUUUUGAACGAACCGGGCCUGCAGAGACCUCAGCUACAGAGGACACCCGAGAUGCAUAGACCUUCCUAUUCCUUUCUCAAACUGAUUGUUUUUGUGUUGUUGCCUGCCUCUGAUAAACAAUAGGACCUCUCAGUCAAUGUGCAUGGUGAGGAGGAUCCAGAAGAGGUAACAGAGCACCUUGAGGCGCUCGUGAAACUUUGAUGAGAGUCCGGCUAGAAUUUGGAGCAGCAGUGGUCAUCGUCAAAGAUCGAGGAUCACGGACCCCUGACCGUCCCUACAGAGGAGCAAAUAAUCCCAAAGCAGGAUAAUGUGAGUCAUGCUGUGGUACAGACAUCAUGUCCUCCUCGCUCUCUUCGUCUGUCCCCUGGCCUGCCUCGCCAUGUCCCCGUGUCCCCCCGGCUGCUGCUGCCCCGGCCCGGGCUUUCUGGUCCUGUGCGAGUCUCUGGGUCUCAGGUCGCUGCCCCGCUCCGUCCCUCUCGGCACCUCCGCUCUGUCCGUGGCCAGAAACCAGCUCUGCAACGUGGACCACCUUCUCCAGGCCUUCUCCGGCCUGCAGGAGCUCAGCCUCAGCCACAACCUGCUGGCCCGCUUCCCCCGCGGCUUGCCCCCCAGCCUGGAGUCCCUGCUGCUCCAGGAGAACCGCAUCACUUACAUCACGUCAGGAGUCCUCAGGCAGCUGAGGAACCUGACCCGCCUCCAUCUGGAGGACAACCGAAUCCGUGCCAUCCAGCCCGGAGCGCUGCUGGGUCUGAGAAAGCUGCAGCUCCUGACACUGAAGGGGAACAAGCUCACCAGCCUCCCUCGGAGUCUCCCGCCAUCGCUGACGCAUUUGGACCUGUCGGAAAACUGCAUCUCGUCUCUGGACCUUCCCUCUCUCGCCGCCCUGGUCAACCUGCAGGUCCUGCAGAUCAACAGCAACUGCCUGCGCUCAGUGCCUGAAAACACCUUCGACAGCCUGCCACGCCUCAGGUCUGUGGGCCUCACCAACAACCUGUGGGUGUGCGAGUGCGACAUCUUGUAUCUGUACCGCUGGCUGCUGAGCGGCAGACUGAAGAUGGCUACAGAUCUGGUGUGCAAAGAGCCGGUCCACCUCGCUCAUCGCCUGCUGCUCAAUCUCUCCGUUGUCUCCAUCUGUCCACGUGUCCUAAAGCCAAAUGAGAAGACACGCCUGCCUAUGGUCGCCUCUGUGGAGGCGGUGGGAACAUCAGAUCGAGGUUCAUAUGAAAACAGGGAUGAUCUGCAGUGGAAAAUGUCAAAAGAAGCCAUUGUCACAAACGAACAAAAGCUCCAGGGUUCUCGGGUUUUGCCCUACUCCUUCGAGACUCUCACCUACGAGGAGUGUUUAAACUUCAACUCGUCUCCAUCAGUCACUCCCACUGACCUGAAAACUACAUCUUUUCCAGAGGACCGGGGAUGCAGAGAAAACACGACAUCUCCCUACCCUCAAGGCAACGUGUCCUCUGCUGCAGGGACACAGUCAGGACUGUCCACCAACAGAGAGGAGACCGUCCCUCCUUUGAACCCCCAGGUUUCCCCCCACAGCGACUCGAAGGUGAUCGUCUCCCUGCUCGCCCUGCUGUGUGUGCUUCUGGUUCUUGUGAUGCUGGCGGUGCUAACCCUGCUGAGAAAGGUUCUGGUGCGCCAGCAGAGAGUGGCGCCGGCAAACGAGCGAUCUGUUGGGUGAAAGCAGCGACACACCGAGGAGGUUGAAUCAUUUAUUUCAACAUGUGCAAAUGGUCUUGCACAAGUUUUUUUUUAUAUAUAUGAAACUUUAUGCCAAAUAAAAUCAUAAAGCCAAAACAAAUAAAGGCA
Molecule: messenger RNA, 2168 nt
Organism: Poecilia reticulata (guppy)
Lineage: Eukaryota; Metazoa; Chordata; Actinopteri; Cyprinodontiformes; Poeciliidae
Source: RefSeq, a predicted model, not a curated record